Molecule: messenger RNA, 2629 nt
Organism: Plectropomus leopardus (leopard coralgrouper)
Lineage: Eukaryota; Metazoa; Chordata; Actinopteri; Perciformes; Serranidae
Gene: mapre2
Product: microtubule-associated protein, RP/EB family, member 2
Molecular function (GO): microtubule binding
Source: RefSeq, a predicted model, not a curated record
AGAUGAUCUGCAUAUCAAAAGCGACCAGCAUUGAUCUGAUUUGAUGCUUUUUAAAACACGCGAGUGAUCAAUGUAUUUUGGUGUACUGAAAAUAGCCCACCAUAGGGAACAGGCAGCCAGCCCCAUCAGUCACGUGGUGCAGGGUGCAGCAACGUCAUUAGGGCAGAGAUUUGUGAAGAAUAAGCAGACAGCAGGGAAAGAUCCUCGGAGGUGCGGCAUUUUCUUAGCAUUUGCAUCGUUCCUGUUGGUUUCUUUUUCCCGGCCAGAGAGAGAACAGAGUAUCUGUUCAACAUUUUAGAGACCCAAAUGCCCGGUCCCACCCAAGCCCUUUCCCCAAAUGGAGAGAAUAACAACGACAUCGUCCCGGACAACGGAACCAACAUCAUUCCUUACAGGAAAAAUACAGUGCGGGGAGAGCGCGCCUACAGUUGGGGGAUGGCGGUCAACGUAUAUUCUACCUCAAUAACCCAGGAGACUAUGAGCAGGCAUGACAUCACUGCCUGGGUUAACGAUAUUCUCUGCCUAAACUACACGAAAGUGGAGCAGCUCUCCUCAGGAGCUGCCUAUUGCCAGUUCAUGGAUCUGCUCUUUCCUGGCUGCAUCAGUCUUAAGAAGGUCAAGUUUCAAGCUAAGUUGGAGCACGAGUACAUUCACAAUUUCAAGCUGUUGCAGGCAUCCUUCAAGCGGAUGAAUGUGGACAAGAUAAUUCCUGUGGAGAAACUGGUUAAAGGCAGAUUUCAGGACAAUCUUGAUUUCAUCCAGUGGUUUAAGAAGUUCUUUGAUGCCAAUUAUGAUGGUAAAGAGUAUGACCCAGUUGCAGCCAGACAGGGUCAGGAUGCCAUUCCCCCACCUGACCCCGGUGAGCAGAUCUUCAACCUGCCAAAGAAGUCCCACCAUGCAGCCAGCUCCCCGACUGCAGGAGCAUCGAGGUCGAGUGCCACAACCCCCAAGUCUUCAACACCAACAUCCAGACCCUCGUCAGCCAAAAAGAUCCCUGCAACUGCAGUUCCAACUCCUGCCAAAGGAGAGAAAGAACUGGAAGCACAGGUCACACAACUGACCGAGCAGUUGAACACAUUAAAGUUGGCACUGGAAGGAGUGGAGAAGGAGAGGGACUACUACUUCAGCAAGCUGCGAGAGGUGGAGCUGCUGUGCCAGGAGCAGAGUGAAGAAAAUGCCCCGUUUGUUGAUCGGCUAAUGGAGGUCCUUUACGCCUCAGAUGAACAGGAAGGAGCAGAGCUGGCUGAGGGGGACGGACACGAAGUGGACCAGCAAGCCCAUGAUGAGGCGCCAGAUGAUCAGCAGGAAGAGCAGGAUGAAUACUGACUGCCAUCAUCCCUCACCGCAGUCACACCCCACUUUUUAAUAUGUGAGAACUGUUAAAGGAUUUUAAUUUUUUCCUCAUGGUUUAUUCUUUUUGUUCUCUCCAAGACUGAGCACAUGAAGCAACCUCCUGCGUAGAAGCACCAUCACGGUUUUUUGAAUUUUAUUUUUUGUAUCCCUCUGCUCACUGUUUGAUGUUUUUUGUGACUUUUGGUGAACUGCUGUGGCAGGUUUGUGGUGACGACCUCCACCAGCAGAACAAGCUCAGACCAUCACAGAAGUUUCCGAGGACUGUGUGGGUGGAAAGUCAGUUCAAAUCCUACAGUAGACGUGAUGAAAUGCUGAAGUUUAGACAGGUCACUGUUACCUGUCAGUGCAAGUGUUACCUUCCCAGCUUCCCUCCUUUAUUUUAUUUUAUUUUAUUUUGCAUAUCAACAAUAUUAAUCACAAGAAUGCAAUAAGCAAAGCCCUGAAAGGGCUCGUAGUAGCUCUUAUUUAACCCCCUUCCAUAAGUUGCACUGACAUUUUGACUCUGUAUUGGACAAUCUGUCCAUAGACCCUCACCAUAUUUAUUAUUAUUACGCCUUAGGAAUAGUGCGAGUUUCUGCAUUGCAUCCUCAUGAAGGAGGACAAUACAGUCAAUGCAUUGUGAAUAAAAUGUAGUGUAAUGUCAUCUUAUGACUGUUUGACAACUAUCCUCACAAACGACAGAUAAUCCGCGUGCUCAGCAACGUGUUAUUCACACCAUACGAGGUUGUUUGGUAAUAGAGUUAUCUUGGUAUGCCAUAAACAUAAGGAAGGAGGAGACAUUAUUGUGGAGUAGUCUUAUUAUGAUGCAGCAUUUUAAGUUUUAAACCUCAGCUGGAACUUGUGGUCUGUUCAGAUUUCAGAUGUUUUCUUAGAAGCCGCAGGUCUUAGGGAGAGUCGGUUCACUGAGUAAUUCGCCAUGCUAUAUUCCAGUAAGUACAUUGUAUACCCUUUCUUAAUAUUGCAUUUACUAAUAUUGGACUGGGCAGUGCACCAUAAUGCUUUAGUUAUAUAUUAUUGUGUAAAUGAAAAGGAAUGUAAACAUGUACUGUCAAUAAUUAAUGAAUGGUAAAUGUUUUUUUUCAUGUCCCACUCAUUAUGCAUUCCCCAAAAAACGUGUUGCAUGUUUGCAUUUUAUUUGUGAAUAACUUGACCUGCUUUUUACAUAUUUAAUAAAAAAACAAGUAUGUUAAGUGAGCUUUUUGUAUGUUUAACCUGCUAUUUGAAAGUUGUUGAGAUUCGGAUGGAUUUGCUGUAAUAAAAUCACGUUUUGAGUCCA